ACUCCUUAUAAAAGCUAUUGACUUUUUUAUUUAGCAAAAUUAUGUUAAUGUAUCAUCUUAACAAAAUAUAAUUUUAAAUAAUAUGUUAAUGUACUCGUACUUCCUCUUGUUUGCAUAGGUUUUAGCUCAUGUAUAGGGUUUUUCAGUCUCCCCCCUCAUCUCUCCUUAUACUUCUGCGACUGUGCAGCGCAAUCAUCUUCUCGUUUGAAACCUUGCUCUAGUUAUAUACGGGAAGAUGAAGGUUAAAGUUAUAUCGCGCUCGACGGAUGAUUUCACUCGAGAACGCAGUCAAGACCUUCAGAGGGUAUUCCGGAACUUUGACCCCAGCCUUCGACCUCAAGAAAAGGCGACGGAAUAUGUUCGUGCUUUGAAUGCUGCUAAAUUAGAGAAGAUUUUUGCAAAGCCAUUUGUUGGGGCUAUGGAUGGGCAUAUGGAUGCAAUCUCGUCUAUGGCUAAAAAUCCGAAUCACUUGAAAGGAGUAUUUUCGGGUUCAAUGGAUGGAGAUAUUCGCCUUUGGGAUAUAGCUAACAGGAAAACGGUAUGUCAGUUUUCUGGUCACAAAGGUGCGGUGCAUGGUUUGGCGGCAUCUACAGAGGGACGUGUUCUGGUGUCAUGUGGAACUGACUGCACUGUGAGGCUCUGGAGAGUGCCUGUUUCUACUCUACUGGAAGCAGAAGAUGAAUCUGAGAACUCAGCCAAGUCAAUGGCAGUUUAUGUCUGGAAAAAUGCGUUCCGGGCUGUUGACCACCAAUGGGAUGGUAACCUUUUUGCAACAGCUGGUGCACAAGUAGAUAUAUGGGACCACAACAGGUCUCAGCCGGUGAACAGUUUUUCUUGGGGGAAUGAUACUUCCAUAUCAGUUCGAUUUAAUCCUGGUGAACCUGAUAUUUUGGCAACAUCAGCUAGUGAUAGAAGCAUAACUAUAUACGAUUUACGAAUGUCAUCAGCGGCAAGAAAGAUUAUUAUGAGGACCAGAACUAACUCUGUUGCGUGGAAUCCCAUGGAACCAAUGAAUUUCACUGCUGCAAAUGAGGAUUGUAACUGCUACAGCUAUGAUGCUAGAAAACUAAGUGAAGCCAAGUGUGUUCACAAGGAUCAUGUCUCCUCAGUGAUGGAUAUCGAUUAUUCACCAACUGGUCGUGAAUUUGUGACGGGAUCUUAUGACAGAACAGUGAGAAUAUUUCAGUAUAAUGGUGGUCACAGCAGGGAAAUCUAUCAUACAAAGAGAAUGCAAAGGGUGUUCUGUGUGAAAUUCAGCUGCGAUGCAAGUUAUGUUAUCUCAGGAAGUGAUGAUACCAACCUUCGGUUAUGGAAAGCUAAAGCAUCUGAGCAAAUGGGAGUUCUUUUGCCCAGAGAACGUAAAAAUCAUGAAUAUCUGGAAGCUGUCAAGAAUCGUUACAAACAUCUUCCUGAGAUCAAACGUAUUGUCAGACACGGGCACCUGCCUAGAGCAAUUUACAAGGCUGCAAAUCUGAGGCGAGAGAUAACAGAAGCCGAAAGGAGAAAGGAAGAUAGAAAGAGAGCUCAUAGUGCACCGGGUAGCAUGCCAAAGCAGGCCUUGCGUAAAAAGAGGAUCAUUCAAGAGGUUGAAUAAUAAUAAUAAUAAUAAUAUAAUACAGAGUAAUAAUAUGUUUUUGUUCAUUAUUUAUAGUGAGCUGUAUUUUGUUUUUAUAAUUAAAGAGCUGUAGGCUGGAUAAUUACAGAGCUGUGAUAUUUUUUUUUUCAUAACUAUUAACAUGUGUUAGGAUUCGUGUUGGCGAUUUGUUUGAUUUGAUUUCGUAAAAUAUUGUGAAAUUCUAUUUUUGUGUUACAUUGAUAUGCUUUCUUUCUCACAACGGUCAC
Cuscuta europaea is the source of this 1842-nucleotide messenger RNA. The record is from the annotation of a GenBank genome assembly. Lineage: Eukaryota; Viridiplantae; Streptophyta; Magnoliopsida; Solanales; Convolvulaceae.